This is a messenger RNA of Suncus etruscus (white-toothed pygmy shrew), 1488 nucleotides long. RefSeq names its product DNA polymerase mu (gene POLM). Gene Ontology annotation, cellular component: nucleus. Lineage: Eukaryota; Metazoa; Chordata; Mammalia; Eulipotyphla; Soricidae. The coding region runs from base 1 to 1488 and encodes 495 amino acids. Gene Ontology annotation, molecular function: DNA-directed DNA polymerase activity; DNA binding. The transcript has 11 exons. Gene Ontology annotation, biological process: double-strand break repair via nonhomologous end joining. The record is from RefSeq and is a predicted model, not a curated record.
AUGCUGCCCAGACGGCGGCGAGCUAGAGCUGGACUCCCGGCUGCUGCGGCCGAUCGGACCUUGCCCCCCGCUGCGUUGUUCCCCCAAGUUGCCCUCUACCUGGCCGAGCGGCGCAUGGGCCGCAGCCGCCGCGCCUUCCUCACCCGCUUGGCGCGCGCCAAGGGCUUCCGAGUCCUGGACGCCUGCAGCACCGAGGUGACACACGUGGUGAUGGAGAACACCUCAGCCCAGGAAGCUGGUAGCUGGUGGCAGCGCCAUGGGGCUGCCCCGAACCCCGGCUGCCCUGGCCCAAUGCUGCUAGACAUGAGCUGGUUCACGGAGUGCAUGGCCGCGGGGCAGCCCGUCCCUGUAGAAAGCCGCCACUCCCUGGAGGUGGUUGCCCCCGGAAAGGAGCUUGUGAGGCCCGUGUGGCUGUCGCCCUAUGCCUGUCAGCGCCCCACACCUCUCAAACACCACAAUGCCUUCCUCUCGGAUGCUCUCGAACUACUGGCAGAGGCAGCGAACUUCGAAGGUAGUGAGGGCCGAAGUCUUUCCUUCUGCCGUGCAGCAUCGGUGCUCAAGGCCCUGCCCAGCCCAGUCACAGAGUCCAGCCAGCUGCAGGCCCUCCCCCACUUUGGGGAGCACUCCUGCAGGGUCAUCCAGGAGCUGUUGGAACAAGGCAUGUGUGAGGAGGUAGAGAGUGUCCGGCACUCCGAAAGGUACCAGGCCAUGAAGCUCUUCACUGGGGUCUUCGGUGUUGGGGUGAAGGUUGCUGCACAGUGGUUCCAGGAAGGCCUGCGCACCCUGGGGGACCUGGACAAGCAGCCCCACAGAUUGAACCAACAGCAGAAAGUGGGCCUGGAACACUUACAGGACCUCAGCACCCCUGUCUGUUGGCCUGAUGUGGAGGCCCUGCAGCAGCUGGUGGUUGGCGCUGUGAAUCAGGCCCUUCCUGGGGCCUCUGUCACUCUGACAGGUGGCUUCCGCAGGGGCAAGUCACAAGGCCACGACGUGGACUUCCUCAUCACACACCCCCAGGAUGGCCAGGAGGCUGGAUUACUGCCUGCUGUGCUGCAAUUCCUGAAGAAGCAGGACCUGCUCCUAUACCACCAGUACCACCGCAGCCGCUGUAGAGACGCUGCCCAGCUGACCCGGCACAGCCAUUCCAUGGAUGCUUUCGAGAGGAGUUUUUGUGUCUUCCGCCUGCCACAGUCCCUGGAGACUGCUGGGGAGAAGCCUUCACAGUCCCACCCUGCCUGGAAGGCCGUGCGCGUGGACCUGGUGGUGGCCCCUGCCAGCCAGUUCACCUUUGCCCUGCUGGGAUGGACAGGCUCUAAGCACUUCGAACGGGAGCUGCGGCGCUUCAGCUGGAAGGAGCGAGGGCUAAAGCUGAACAGCCAUGGGCUGUGGGACCCGCGGCAGAAGAGCUUCUUCCUUGUCUCAUCAGAGGAGGAUGUCUUCAGACACCUGGGCCUCGAGUACCUGCCCCCGGAGCAGAGAAAUGCCUGA